AUGGAAGCUAACCCAGAUACCCCUGAUCCAGUUCAGUUAGAAAUUGACCCUGCAAAUGAGAAUGGUUAUAUUGCGGAAGAUAUCGUGCAAGAUACAGUACAAGAGAACCCAGAAGUGGUUCAUGACGUUCAGGAUCACACAAAUGACACUCAAGCAAAUGUCUCUGAAGAGAAUAUGCAUGGCGAUAGGAAUCCUGAAAACAUAAUACCUGACCCAGAAGUGCAAACUGAUGGUAAUCGUGUGGUGCGCAGAAGACAACCCCCUCAAAGAUUUACAUAUUAUGGUCCUGGAAAUCCAGCAUAUAUCAGUCCGGUUUAUGGGGAAAAAGUCGAGCAGUAUCUACCAGUCCACAACGAUUACACAAACCAACCUUUCCAUCUACCUCACCCUCCACCUCCUGUAUUUCAUUGGAACUCUCCAAUCCCUCCACCAUACGGAAUACCACCGGUAAUACCCCAAUUCUGGACCCCAUCCUAUCCACCUGCACCUGGAACAUUCCCCCAAUGA
Molecule: messenger RNA, 507 nt
Organism: Paramuricea clavata
Lineage: Eukaryota; Metazoa; Cnidaria; Anthozoa; Malacalcyonacea; Plexauridae
Source: the annotation of a GenBank genome assembly